AUGAAUAAUCAAAUUCAUUCAUUUUUCGACAAAAAAGACCAUUAAAGUUUUAAGAUUUGGAAUAAGUUCUGUAAAACCUAAUAUAAAAACGAUAGCAUAGAAUAUGCGGGCCAAUGUUGUAGAGUGAGCAAAACUAAUAAAUAAUUAAAAUCAUUUAGUAUUUAAAUUGGUCAUGAAACUUUAUAUGCCUUCAAAAACAAUCUGCCUUUAGGAAUGCUGCAACUCACAGUUGUAGUAUUAUUAUUUAAAAAAUAUGAUGAUAAAGAAAUUCUUAGACUCAAAAAAAAUGGCUAGUAUGUGGAUAUUUAUCAUGAUAAACACAAACAGUUAAGAGAAAUUCUAAUUUCAAAGUGUAUAUUGACAACUUUCCAUAAUGACUAUAAAGUUAUAAAGAUGAUAGGAAAGGGAACCUUUGCCAGUGUAUAUUUGGCAGUAAGAAAUUUUAACGGAGUCCAGCACGCAGUAAAAGCUUUCAGCAAACAAUACAUCAAUUAGUAAUUUAGGGGAAGAGAGGGACUAGAAAAUGAGAUCAGAGUCAUGCGAAGAUUGAAUGAGAAGAGUAUUCUACAUUUGCAUGAAGUACACGAAACCUAACAUUCAAUUUAUUUUAUAUUAGAUUUAUUAGAGGGAGGAGAAUUAUUUAAUAGAUUCUAAACUACGAUUUAUUCAGCCUAGAGAAUUCAAAAAUUAAUGCACAACAUGUUAAAAGCACUCUUUCAUAUGCAUUCUAAAUAAUGUAUGCAUAGAGACCUUAAACCUGAGAAUUUGUUACUUAAAAGCAAAGAUAAUGAUACUGACAUUGUCAUAGCCGAUUUAGGACUAGCACAUAUUAUGGAUUAAUAACCCCUUUACAAAAGAUGUGGGACACCUGGGUUUGUGGCUCCUGAGAUUUUGAAGUACAAUGAUUAGAGUCCCUUUUACAAUGAGAAGUGCGAUAUUUUUAGUGCUGGAGUGAUAUUUUAUUUCAUGGUUACAGGCUUUCAUCCUUUUAGUGGAUAAAAUUAUAAGGAAAUAUUGAAAUCAAACUAGGAAUGCAAGAUAAAUUUUGAUCAUAAAUCAUUAAAGAAAGGUCCUUAUAAUUUGAGGAAGUUACUCAAGAAAAUGUUAAAAGCCGAUCCUGCUAACAGAUAUACUGCAGACGAAUGCUUAAAACAUUAAUACUUUUAACAAAUAUUUAAUUAGGAGGAUUUAACAGAUAAAGUUGUGUUAGAAUAAGAUACAGAAUUCCAGACUCCCUUGUAAAUAUAGAAAUCUGAAGAUAACUAAGAGGGAUCGAUGUAAUUGAUGACCAGAUAAUCAUAAUGGAAUGGCGAAACCUAAACUGUAGGUUCAUUGUCUAAUUGCUCUAAUAAGAGUUCUGCUAAUAGUCCUAAUAAAUCAGAUAGGUAAUAAAGUAAUCCAUCAAAGUUCAGUUAAUUCUGCACUUACAUGAAAUAGGAAGGCUUACUUUUUAAUAAUCCAAAUUCUCAAAAGAACAAAUAGAAUCAUGAUCUUCACAAAUAGGCAUUAAGAAAUAGUUAUUAUUAAAAGUAAAAAAGUUAAGAUGAUGAAUAUGCCAUAGAAGAUGAAUAAAUAAAUAUCAUUAAACAAUUAUCCUAAUUAAAUGCAUAAAAACCAAAAAUGGGUUUUAUAAAGAAGAGCCAAUCUUUGGAUGUGGAUUGA
This is a messenger RNA of Paramecium tetraurelia, 1662 nucleotides long. RefSeq lists its product as uncharacterized. Gene Ontology annotation, molecular function: ATP binding; protein serine/threonine kinase activity. Lineage: Eukaryota; Ciliophora; Oligohymenophorea; Peniculida; Parameciidae. Gene Ontology annotation, cellular component: cytoplasm; nucleus. Gene Ontology annotation, biological process: protein phosphorylation; mitotic DNA damage checkpoint signaling. The record is from RefSeq and is a predicted model, not a curated record. The transcript is spliced from 4 exons.